Molecule: messenger RNA, 402 nt
Organism: Suillus paluster
Lineage: Eukaryota; Fungi; Basidiomycota; Agaricomycetes; Boletales; Suillaceae
Exons: 3
Coding region: 118-360 (80 amino acids)
Source: RefSeq, a predicted model, not a curated record
UCUUCUCCCAUCGUCAUGGAGUUCUGCCAGCACAAUACUAUUCAGCACAUAAAAGCAAGCCGUCUGCCUACCAUCCCCUUCAGAUUUAUUUGAUCACAUAUCGCAUCAUCACAAAGGAUGCGUUUCUCCUUCGUCCUCGCCGUCGUUGCUGCUGUGAUAGCGUCAAUAUCUGCCAGUCCCGUUGACAGCCGCAGUGACGCUGAGAGCAGUGGUCCUUAUUGUCCCAGUUAUUGCACGUGGUUAACCUGCUGCCUUGGCUUCAAAUGCGAGUGGGUAGCCAUAUUUAAUGACUGGCGUGGUAGAAGGUGCAGGUAUGUUUACCUGACAAGCACAGUGAAUAGCGGUUUCUUGCCGAGUUGAUCAAUCUGCUUGCUUCUGAACAAAUUUCACUGCCGCUCGAGC